UCCUAAAUUUCCUCAGAUUGAACAAGCCCUUGGAAUGUGGAUUAGUACUGCUGAGCAAAGGCAACUUAUUCUUACAGGAGAAGUAAUUCGCCAGAAGGCUCUUGAGUUUGUAGCAUUGUUAGGAGUUCCAGAAAGUGAUUUUAAAGCAUCUGAUAGAACCAAGCAAAAUAGAUAUACUUCAGGUGGAGCAAUACAGUUAGUGAAAGCUGCAUGGGAUGCUAUAAGUACAGAAACUUUAAAAAAUUGUUGGCAUCACACUGGAAUCAUACCUAGCCAACAUUUUGCCCAAGAAGUUAUUGACCUAACUGAAGACCCCCACCUUCGACAACUCACCCAAGACUAUCUUGAUAAUGAUGAGCCUAUUGAGACUGAAGAAGCUUUGGAUGAUGAACGAAUCAUAGAAUUGGUUAAAAACCCAAUUGUUAAUGAUAAUAGGUCUGAUGACCAAGUAGAUGAAGAACCCAAAAUUACCUUUGCAGAAGCCAAAAGCAGCCUCAACCAACUUCUUACCUUUAUCUGCUAG
Molecule: messenger RNA, 523 nt
Organism: Cetraspora pellucida
Lineage: Eukaryota; Fungi; Glomeromycota; Glomeromycetes; Diversisporales; Gigasporaceae
Source: the annotation of a GenBank genome assembly